This is a messenger RNA of Cotesia congregata, 582 nucleotides long. NCBI's taxonomy places the organism in Eukaryota, Metazoa, Arthropoda, Insecta, Hymenoptera, Braconidae. The record is from the annotation of a GenBank genome assembly.
AUGGAAGGUUUCAUCCAAGUUAAUCCAAACAAUCAUCUUGUUAAAAUGGAGCCUUGCGAUUGUUUACACUUCGACUGCGUAUCGAAAUACGAAUAUCCAAUUAAAAAUUUGGAAAUUACAAUUAGAUCUAUGUUUCAUAACAUAAAUAUGAUUAACAAAGAAGUAACAAUAUUGAUCGACAGUAUUAAUCAAGUGAUGAAAGGAGUUACGGAUGACGAGUUCAUCAAAUUACAAUUCGAUUGGGCGCAAGCGAAAUUUGGCUCUGGAUGUGCUAGUGCCAACUUAUUUUUAAAUCUUAAAUGUAUUGAAAAUUGUAAUACAGCAAAAACCAUUUUAAAGAAUAAUCAAGAGAAUAAAAUCUUUCAACGAUAUUUAUUGUGGAAGCAGAAAUAUGCUAAAGUUAUACAAAAGUUUCUUUCGCUGGACGAAGGCAUUGUCAAGUCAUAUAAAGGUCAGGUUAUAGUUGAAUUUUUUAGAUUCGAGAAUUACAAGAAUGAACGUAUUGAAAAUGACAAAAAGUAUGAGCUUCUCAUAAGAGAAUGUCUCCUACGAAGAGCUAUAUCGUCUGGGUUUAUGAUUUAA